This is a messenger RNA of Neomonachus schauinslandi (Hawaiian monk seal), 1950 nucleotides long. RefSeq names its product selectin E (gene SELE). Gene Ontology annotation, molecular function: calcium ion binding; oligosaccharide binding; sialic acid binding. Bases 1 to 1830 code for a protein of 609 amino acids. The record is from RefSeq and is a predicted model, not a curated record. Lineage: Eukaryota; Metazoa; Chordata; Mammalia; Carnivora; Phocidae. The transcript has 13 exons. Gene Ontology annotation, biological process: response to cytokine; leukocyte tethering or rolling; heterophilic cell-cell adhesion. Gene Ontology annotation, cellular component: external side of plasma membrane; membrane.
AUGAUCGCUUCACAGCUUCUCCCCGUUCUCACUCUUGCGCUUCUCCUGUUUAAAGAGAGUGAGGCCUGGUCGUACAAUGCCUCCACAGAAACCAUGACUUUUGACGAAGCUAGUGCUUACUGUCAGCAAAGGUACACGCAUCUGGUUGCGAUACAAAACCAAGAAGAAAUUAAGUACCUGAACUCCAUGUUCAGCUAUUCACCAACUUACUACUGGAUCGGAAUCAGAAAGGUCAAUAAGCAGUGGACCUGGAUAGGGACCCAGAAGCUUCUGACCGAAGAAGCCAAGAACUGGGCUCCAGGCGAACCGAACAAUAAGCAAACCAAUGAAGACUGUGUGGAGAUCUACAUCAAGAGAGACAAGGACACGGGCAAGUGGAAUGAUGAGAGAUGCGACAAAAAGAAGCUUGCCUUGUGUUACACAGCUGCCUGUACCCCUACAUCCUGCAGCGGCCAUGGUGAGUGUGUGGAGACUGUCAACAGCUACACCUGUGAGUGCUACCCCGGCUUCAGUGGACUCAGGUGUGAGCAAGUUGUGACCUGUCGAGCACAGAAAGACCCUGGGCACGGAAGCCUGGUUUGCACUCACCCUCUGGGGCACUUCAGCUACAAUUCUUCCUGCUCCGUCAGCUGUGAAAAGGGUUACCUCCCAAGCAGCACAGAGACCACGUGGUGUACUUCCACAGGGGACUGGAGUGCUCCUCUUCCCGCCUGCAAUGUGGUUGAGUGCAAUGCUUUGACAAAGCCUCCCAAUGGCACUAUGGACUGUCUCGAAAGCUCUGGAAACUUCCCAUGGAACACAACUUGUGCCUUUGAGUGUGAAGAAGGAUUUGAACUAAUGGGACCCAAGCACCUCCAGUGUACCUCUUCUGGGAAUUGGGACAACAAGAAGCCAACAUGUAAAGCUGUGACAUGUGAGGCCAUUGACCAUCCUCAGAAUGGGUCUGUGAGCUGCAGCCACUCCCCAGCUGGCGAGUUCACCUUCGGGUCCUCCUGCAAUUUCACAUGCGAGGAAGGCUUCCUGGUGCAGGGGCCAGCCCAACUUGAAUGCACCGCACAAGGGAAAUGGAAUCAGCAAGUCCCAGUUUGUGAAGCUUUUCAGUGCAAAACCUUGUCCAUCCCAGAGAAAGGCUACAUGAGUUGUCUUCCUAGUGCUUCUGGAAAUUUCCAAAGUGAGUCCAGCUGUGAGUUCUUCUGUGAGAAGGGAUUUGUGUUGAAGGGAUCCAAAAAACUCCAGUGCGGCCCCACAGGCGAAUGGGACAGUGAGGAGCCCACAUGUGAAGCUGUGAAAUGUGAUGCUGUCCGGCAGCUCCAGCAUGGCUCCGUGAGGUGCGCCCAUUCCUCUACUGGAGAGUUCAGCUACAGGUCCUCCUGUGCCUUCAGCUGUGAGGAAGGCUUUGAAUUACGUGGGUCAGCUCAGCUUGAGUGCACAUCUCAGGGACAGUGGACACAGGAGGUCCCCUCCUGCCAAGUGGUACAAUGUUCAAGUCUGGCAGUUUCUGGAAAGAUGAACGUGAGCUGCAGCGGGGAGCCCGUGUUUGGCACUGUGUGUGCGUUUGCAUGUCCUGAAGGAUGGACGCUCAAUGGGUCUGCAGCUCUGACAUGUGAUGCCACAGGACACUGGUCUGGGAUGCCGCCUACCUGUGAAGCUCCCACUGAGUCCAGUGUCCCCCUGGCAAUCGGACUCGCCACUGCUGGGACCUCCCUCUUGACAUCAGCCUCAUUUCUCCUCUGGCUCCUGAAACGCCUACGCAAGAGAGCAAAGAAAUUUGUUCCUGCCAGCAGCUGCCAAAGCCUUCAAUCAGACGGAUCCUUCCACAUGCCUUUGUAGUCAUUUUAAGUCAAACGGAAUCAGGAACACAGGUACCUCCAGGGAACUAGAGAAAUACCCUGAUGAUGGCAGAGACAGAAAGGGCUCCUCUGGUCUCUGGUACUUCUCAGCUCCCACAUC